Messenger RNA from Benincasa hispida (wax gourd), 408 nucleotides. NCBI's taxonomy places the organism in Eukaryota, Viridiplantae, Streptophyta, Magnoliopsida, Cucurbitales, Cucurbitaceae. The record is from RefSeq and is a predicted model, not a curated record.
AUGACUAUUUUGGAAAAGGUGGUCAACCCAAGAAGGAAGGAUUGGAGCCUUCGUCUUGAUGACACCUUGUGGGAUUAUAGGACGGCCUUUAAGACUCCUAUUGAGAUGUCUCUUUAUAGGUUGGUCUAUGGAAAAGCUUGUCAUCUUCCGGUUGAGAUCCAACAUAAGGCAUAUUGGGCAGUCAAGAAGUGCAACUGGGAUUUAGAGGCAGUUGGAGAGGCCAAACUUUUAAAGCUUCAGGAGUUGGAAGAGCUCAGAGAACUCCGAUCCAAGUGGCUUGGUCCAUCUGGUGUUCCUCACGUUUAUCCUUAUGGUGCAGUAGAUAUCAUUAAUCUUGAGAUAGGGAAAGUUUUAAAAGUAAAUGGGCAUAGGUUGAAGGUCUUCCAUGAUGGCGAGUCUUUGCUUUGA